Messenger RNA from Penicillium brevicompactum, 2112 nucleotides. RefSeq lists its product as uncharacterized. Bases 1 to 2112 code for a protein of 703 amino acids. Lineage: Eukaryota; Fungi; Ascomycota; Eurotiomycetes; Eurotiales; Aspergillaceae. The transcript is spliced from 3 exons. The record is from RefSeq and is a predicted model, not a curated record.
AUGAAGGUAUAUCGCCGCGGUCGAGAUGAUGAGGGUCCAAGCAAGCCCUCGGGCAAUGAAAUUCCUCAUAUUCAGCUGGAAGUUUCCGAGGGUGCGAAUAGUCGACCUCACACAACUUCCAAAAAGAGAGCCGGGCAAUUUGACGAAAUCGCUGCGUCACCUACCGAACCUUUGACCCAACUCAAGGGUCGGAAGAAACCCCGCCAUGACUUUGAUUUGAAGCCCAGACACAAGACACGAGAGGAUCACUACGAGUACAAAGGCAAUACACCAGGAACGUCCCAGUCGCAUGCUCCGGUCAGAAAGGGCAAGAAACCCCGGGGGAGAAGGCGCACCAUGAACGAUGAUUUCCACGCCAUGAAUGUCACCGAGAAUAGAUUGACGUUGCGCAAAAUCGCUAGUCUGGGGAUUUUCAGCAAGGGAAAGACCUCAUCUCCUAAUGACCCUCCAAGCGUGCCAUCGGACUCUUGCCCCAAACCAAGUCCAAAAGAUGUCUUUCGAAAGCGCCAAACGUCGUCGGAUCUUGCCUUCUCGAAAUGGAUGUUUUUGUCGAACCCGUCGUCAGGAAAUAUCCCUGCCCCUAAUCCUGCUGCAACACAGCCGGGAGGACCGCUGUCCAAUUGCCACGCAAGUAACCAUACGAGGAGCACCCUAUCAGAGGUAGACAUGACCUCCAAUAAUCCAAAGUCCCUCAUGCUACAGGGAGAAGCUCCGCGCCCGCCAGCAACCCCAUCGCAAUGGUUCAAACAUCGUCCAAGUCUUUGUCCACCAGGUACCGACAUUUUCAAGUUUCUUGGUGCGAGAGACCCCCAUGAGCCUAUUCCAGCACAGGACUCAUCAGACGAUCUCGUCCAAAGGGACGUUGGCGAUUGCAAAAAUGAUUCAUUCAAGGUCGACGUUCUGGAGAACAUCGAACCACGAGACGAGACUUGCUCCCUGCGACCCCCGAAACGUCUUUUAUCCCCACUCGUUGAAUUUCCACAGAAGAGGGAAAGAUUAUCGACACAAUCAUCUUGCACUCCAUAUACCUGGAGCGAAAGUGAAGAUAACGCCAAACAAAAUGACCACGCUCUUGAGAAACAUCUGCUUGAUUUGUUGCAUGCCGGCCUUAACUCCCAAGGCACCUUCAGCGAAAUCCCAAGCAACCAAUUGGAAGAGAGAUACUGGGGACUUUCAGAGUUAUGGUUGUUGCUGGAAGAGAGGAAAGAGCUGUGGCCAGAUGAGGGCAAUAAAAAGCAUCAAGAACAGCAGCAGGUUCCAGGUCCGCCAAGUCAACGACCUAUACUGAAGCUUGCAGAGAAAAGCCGUUCUAGUCUUUUCAACAUGAGCAGCAUCCGCGAAAAGGUGUUCAGCAAACGCUUGAGUCCAAAGGCCGCGGCUCAGAUCGUUUCCAAUAACAGCAGCAGCCCACUCCAGCAGUAUCUUGAUCUGCGUUCAAGCCAGGGGCCCGAAUAUGUCGGCGGAGAUGUGGAGAAGAAUGCUCUCUUAGCACAGGUCUCACAGGUCUCACAAGCACAUAAAUCGAGAAGUGUGUCUCCCGACAAGUCAAAGGAUCAAUCUCUACCUCUUGACCAGGGCUUUGCAGAAGAACUGGACUAUGGUUCUUGUCCGAUCAAGGAUCCACCUACAUCAAUCUGUGACUUUGACUUGCAUGCACUGAGUCGAGUCGAAGACGAUGAUUUGUUUUAUCAAACCCUGGAAGCCGCUUUUGACACGAUCAUGGACCCCCGGCUUCCGGCCAUAGUUGCAUCACACCUGCAAGAGUUGCUGACGCCUGCAGGUCUCAGAAGGCCUUUGGACCAACCUCAAACUUCCAAAGCAAAUCCAACGCCGAGUCGCUACAGCGGCGCUGAAAAGAAAGGAGAACUUUGUGCGGCCACAUCAGUGCGCCCUGAGUGCAUCGACCUGGAAACAUCAGAUACGAUGGCUUUUGCGCCACCCAUUGGAUGUGAGACGUCGACAAGCAAUGACAAAGAACGCGAUGACCCAAGUGACGAGAUGUCCUGGUUGGUUGGCAGCCGGUCCCAGCUGGAUCCCUCGACAAGAGGCCAGACCGACCGUAGCCCGGCUGCUGCGCUAUCUGGAUUUUGGCGGAAAAACAAGCUCUACUAA